Molecule: messenger RNA, 1595 nt
Organism: Coccinella septempunctata (seven-spotted ladybird)
Lineage: Eukaryota; Metazoa; Arthropoda; Insecta; Coleoptera; Coccinellidae
Product: fatty acyl-CoA reductase 1-like
Exons: 7
Coding region: 1-1410 (469 amino acids)
Biological process (GO): long-chain fatty-acyl-CoA metabolic process
Cellular component (GO): peroxisome
Molecular function (GO): alcohol-forming very long-chain fatty acyl-CoA reductase (NADP+) activity
Source: RefSeq, a predicted model, not a curated record
AUGUCUGCAGAUAACACAGAUAGGAUCGAACAAUUCUUCGAGGGAAAAACAGUUCUCGUGACCGGUGCGACAGGAUUUUUGGGCAAGGUCAUCAUCGAAAAACUUCUAAGGGCAUGCCCUAAAGUGAAGCAAGUGGUAGCUUUGGUACGGACCAAGAAAGGAAAGAAUCCUGAGCAGCGAAUGGAGGAAAUCUUAAAUGGCCCUCUCUUCGAGACUUUAAGGAAGAAAUGGGGUCCAGAUCAUUUGAACAAGGUUGUAGCUAUCGAAGGGGACAUUACCAAGAGGAAUUUGAACCUUUGCUCGGAAGACAAGGCUUGGUUAUGCGAGGAAGUUGAGAUUGUGUUCCAUUGUGCUGCCACAGUCAGAUUUGAUCAACCUUUGAAAACUGCGGUACUGAUAAACGUGAAGGGAACCAAGCAAAUACUGGACCUUGCCAAAGGAAUGAGGAACUUGCAGGUGUUUCAACACAUAUCAACCGCCUAUUGUCAUUUGGAAGAGAAAAAACUCCUGGAGAAAGCCUACGAACCACCAGCAAACCCACAUCAUAUCCUGAAGCUAUGCGAAUUGUUGAGAGAUGAAGAGAUUGAGUUUAUAACACCAAGGUUGUUAGGGAGGAUCCCGAACACUUACGCUUACACCAAAGCCCUCGCUGAAGCUUUGGUGUUGGAGGAGAUGGAUAAAGUUCCAGCACUCAUCAUUAGGCCUUCUGUUGUGGUCCCAAUUUGGAAAGAACCAAUUCCUGGAUGGACUGACAACUUAAAUGGGCCUGCAGGGCUUCUGAUUGGGGCUGGUAAAGGGGUGAUAAGGACGAUGUACAUCAAAGAAAACUCCUUCAGCGACUAUAUCCCUGUGGAUGUUGUAGCUAAUGCAAUCUUGACCCUAACCUUCCUCAGCACCCUAAACACUUUUAGGUCUCAGAGGAUAUACCACAUCACCAGCAAUGAAGACGUCAGAGUAUCAUACGAUGAAAUAAUAAAUAUGGGGAGAAAAAUCGUUGAAACCAUAAUACCACUACCUGGCGUGGCCUGGUACCCUGGAGGCUCCAUAAAAAGAUCGAAAUUCUACAACAACCUCAGUUUCCUGCUUUUCCAAUGGAUACCAGCACUACUAGUCGAUACAAUCUUGUUCGUUUUGGGCUUUGAACCAGUGUUGAUGAGGGUGCAGAGGAGGAUAGCUAAAGGUUGUGAGGUCAUGGAGUACUACGCGAACAACGAAUGGAUAUUUAGCAAUCAAAGGACGAAAGAAAAAAGGACCCUGCUCAACUUAACAGAGAGGAAAAAGUAUAAAUUGGACUGUGAUGGCUUCGACUAUGAGGAAUACUUUACGAAUUGCGUGUUAUGCGCUAGGAGAUACAUUCUCAAUGAACCAGAUGAGAAUAUUCCGGCUGCGAAAAGACAUAUGUUCGUGUAAGUAUACAGGGUGAUAAGAUAUGAUCUUUUGUAACUGGGAUUUUUUUCAGGAUGUGGUUGGUCGAUAGGACUUGCAAGGUUUUGAUUCUAUUCGCAACCAUUUACUCGUUAUACAAACAUUUGUAUCUACGUAUUUUAAAGUGAUUCAAUUUAUUUAUACCUCAAUAAAGUUUGAACCAAUAAUUG